Messenger RNA from Brassica napus (rape), 2639 nucleotides. RefSeq names its product gibberellin 2-beta-dioxygenase 3-like. Lineage: Eukaryota; Viridiplantae; Streptophyta; Magnoliopsida; Brassicales; Brassicaceae. The record is from RefSeq and is a predicted model, not a curated record. The coding region runs from base 440 to 1459 and encodes 339 amino acids. The transcript has 3 exons. Gene Ontology annotation, biological process: response to light stimulus; gibberellin catabolic process.
UAUAAUCUAAACUAAAAUAUAUAUUAUAAAUGCUAUACCUAUAUUGUAAUUUUUAACAUUCGAAUUAAUGUCAUGGCAUGGUUUUGUUCUAGUUAAGUUUAUUUAUUUGUUUUUAAUUAUUUUUUUAAAAACAUAUAUAACAUAAUACCAUUAUGUAACCAGAAUUUACUCCUUCUCAACAAACCAAUGAUUUUCUAAACAGACGAAGUAAUCAGGAUGCACCCAAUCAGAUGAGCACCAUUUUGUUUUGAUAACAAACUAUUUUCCCAUAGAAACUAACCAGACUGAACAAAAUAAUAUAAAUAACCAAUACAGUAUAUUUUAAAAAAAAUCCUCUCUUCCCUAGACACAAUCAAACUAUAUAUUAAAGCCAAGCAAACACCUUGUUAACCUAAUUCAUUCUCUUACUUCCUUCAUAUCUUCAACAAUCUUGAAAACCAUGGUUGUUUCGUUAAAGCCAAAGUCAGUCACUCUUAAUAAUAGCCAAGUCCAUGUUAACCCAAAAUGCAAACCGAGUCCGGUUCUAAUCCCGGUUGUAAAUUUAACCGAUCCAAAUGCCAAAACCCAAAUCGUAAAGGCUUGCGAGGAGUUGGGGUUCUUCAAAGUUGUCAACCAUGGGGUCAGACCAGAGUUUUUGACCCAGUUGGAAGAAGAGGCCAUCAAAUUCUUUGCUUUGCCACAGUUUCAUAAAGACAAGGCGGGUCCAGCCGACCCGUUUGGGUACGGUAGUAAACGGAUCGGACCUAAUGGUGAUGUAGGCUGGAUUGAGUAUAUUCUGCUCAAUGCUAAUAGUGAUACUAAAACCACCGCCGUGUUCCUGCAAACCACUCCAACUUUCAGAGAGGUGGUGGUCCUGGUGGAAGUGUUCAUGGAGGAGAUGAAGGAUAUGUCUAGCAAAGUUCUUGAUAUGGUAGCUGAAGAGUUAAAGAUAGAGCCAAAGGAUAAGCUAAGCAAACUGGUGAAGGUGAAGGAGAGUGAUUCGUGUCUGAGGAUGAACCAUUACCCGGAGAAGGAGGAGACUAGACGCAAGGAAGAGAUUGGGUUCGGUGAGCAUACAGAUCCACAGUUAGUGUCAGUGCUUAGGUCAAACAACACAGAGGGUUUACAAAUCUGUUUGAAAGAUGGGACUUGGGUCGAUGUUCCACCUGAUCAUUCCUCUUUCUUCGUUAUUGUCGGAGAUACUCUUCAGGUGAUGACUAAUGGAAGAUUCAAAAGUGUGAAACACAGAGUGCUCACAAAUACGAAGAGGUCAAGACUAUCGAUGAUCUACUUCGCAGGUCCUCCAUUGACAGAGAAGAUUGCACCAUUCUCAUGCCUUGUCCCAAAACAGGAGGAUUGUCUCUAUAGAGAGUUUACUUGGUCUCAGUACAAGUCAGCUGCUUACAAGACUAAGCUUGGCGACUAUAGGCUUGGUCUCUUUGAGAAACAAUUUCCAUUUUCUUUUUCUGGUACUGUUUGAGCUUUUUUUCUUUUUUUCUUUUAGCUUAUCUCUUAUAUACUAAAUCACAAGUCACUUCACCAAUAACAUUUUGACAUUUGGAAAAUGCUUUAAUAAAAUUGAAUAAAAACUUACUAAAAAAUUGAUUAAAACAAAUUUCUCAUGAAUCCCUAAAUUUCAGCAACUUCAUCCUAACUUUUCUCAAAUAUUACAUCCACGUUCAAAAUUAAUUAAGCAUGAUUAUAAACUUUUUUUUCUCAUAUAAAUUUUGAUCUACUCAUUUACUUUCUGCUUUUUUCCAUUAUUUCUAUCAUCUCCACUAUCGGUUUUGAUCUCUACGGUUCUUCAUUCUCGGCAUUCAAAGCUUUUUAUUAUUUAUAGCAUGGAUUAAAAAAAUCCAUCAGUGACGAAAUUCUAUUUUAGAUCAUUUCAAUAUAGCUAACUUAGAAACUUCUUCUAUUUAUUGAUUUAGAGACCCUGGAAAUGAUAGUUUGGAGAGAUGGGAUGGAGCAUAAGCAAAAUUAUUCUCUUAGAAAGCUCAUGACUACAAUCACCCGUAGUGAAUUUCCAGUCUGGAGUCAGAGGGGACUAAAAGCACAAAAAUUAGGUUUUUCCUCUCUUUAAUACUUUUUCUUUGAUUUGUUGAUCAGUGAUUCCUUUGAUGAAUCCAUUAUGUUUCAGUAAUCACAAUUGCAGUUAAGUUCGACCAUAAAAUUAUUGACGAACGACUAGACGUAUCAUGGAGCUUUUGCAUUUCUGAAUCCAAAGGUAAAUUUACUUCUUCUUUUUUUUUGUAACUGGAAUUUAAUUAAUUAUUGCUGGACAAUUUAUUAUGGCUUAAUAAGAAUCAAACAAAUAUUGUACUUUUUAUCUUAUAAAUUCAACAAACUAUUAAAUAAAAAUUGUGAGUUAAUUAUGUUCAAAUGUGUGCUUUAUAAAAAAAUAUUAUAUUAGGUAAGGUAACAUAAAAUGUCAAUGGAUUAUUUUAAAAUAUAAAUAAAAAGAAAGUAAAUUUAGUAGAUUCAUUGUAUCUAAAUUAUAUUAAAUUAGAGAAAGUAUUUAUUAUUCAGUAAGAAAUCAUCGAAUAAAUUAAUCUCUUAAAAAAACUAUAUUUUAUUUAUUUUUGAAAAUACUACAAAAUGUAUAAACUUUAUAUAAUAAUAUGUUAUUGUUUUACCACUUAAAAAAAUAAUUAGUCACU